GAGGGUUCUUGCUGCGAGGACCGCGUGUAGAUUCAUCCGCGUAUUGCGUGAGGUGAAACCCUAGGAGAAACAAUAGUAGCCGUUCACGUAGGCGGGAAAUAUCUGCUCACCCAGAUACAGGGAUGUCGGUGCCGGUCACGCGCGACAAAAGGAGUGUCAUGAAUACCGCUGCUACCACUGCCACUAAUAAUAAUGAUAACGGGGGCGCGGAGGCCGCGGUUGACGGGCAGGAGCUGUUGGAGAACUGCGGGCUGUGCAAGGACCGGCUACUACCCGACAAAGAGCCUCAGCUGCUGCCCUGCCUGCAUUCCGUGUGCAAGGGCUGCCUGACUCCGGAGCUCCCGGUUCCCGACGCUGCUAACAGCGGGGACCCUUCCUCAGCUCUGAUUCAUUGCCCAGUAUGCAAGCAUCAGUGUUACCAAAAAGAAAUUGUUGAGAACUGUUUCCUGAAGGAAUCUUCCACCGCAGGGCAAGUAAAAGAAACCAUUCAGAGAUGUACCAGCUGUGAUGACAACGCGGUGGCAAAUAGUUACUGUGUUGAAUGCGCCGAAUGGCUUUGUGAGACCUGUGUGGAUGCUCAUCAAAGGGUGAAGUAUACAAAGGAUCACACAGUCAAAGUUACAAGUACUUCAAAGAAAGAAGCUGAGCGUGCGGUAUAUUGCCCAUUACAUAAACAUGAGCCUCUAAUGCUUUUUUGUGAGACCUGUGACACUUUGACUUGCAGAGACUGCCAGCUACAGACACACAAGGAUCAUCAAUAUCAAUUUUUAGAAGAUGCUGUUAAAAACCAGAGAAAAAUACUUUCGGCUUUGGUUAAACGGCUUGGAGAAAAGCAUAGUACACUUCAGAAUUCUACUAAGGAAGUCCGCACAUCGAUUCGCCAGGUAAUAGACGUUCAGAAGAAACUGCAGGUGGAUGUGAAGAUGGCAAUCUUGCAGAUAAUGAAGGAGCUCAACAAACGUGGCAAACUACUUGUGAAUGAUAUGCAGAAAAUCACAGAAGGACAUCAAGAUAAGUUGGAAAAACAACACUGGGCGAUGACUAAACUGCAGAAACAUCAGGAGCACAUCCUGCGCUUUGCUACUUGGGCCCUAGAAAGCGAUAACAAUACGGCAUUGCUGCUUUCAAAGAAACUGAUCUAUUUUCAGUUACACCGGGCACUAAAGGUGAUUGUUGACCCUGUUGAACCCUUAGGAGACUUGAAGUUUCAGUGGGAUUCUGAAACCUGGACGAAACAUGCUGAGUUCUUCGGCAAAAUAGUUUCUGACAAAGCUGGUGUUCUGCAACCUUUGUCUGGCGGAUCACUGACUACUUUAGGGGUAAAUUCAGCGUCUCAAGUUCUGACACCUCUAACCAACUUCAGUCCAAUGGUACAGAAUAGAACACGACCUGGUGCUUCACAGAAUCUGUCUUCACCUGCAACAACUGUCACUGGAGGCCCUGGCAGCUUUAUCCAUACCAUGCAGCACAUGGAAGACUUUGAUGGAACUGGUGCAGAAGGUGAAUCUUCAGGAUUAGAAACCUUAAGUGGUCACAAAAGAGGGCGUGGCUCAGAUGGAGAUGUAAAUGAACUUUUAAAGAAAGUACCCCGCGUGAGCCUGGAGCGCUUGGAUGUUGACCUUAAUCCUGAUACUCAGCCACCAGUCUUCAAAGUUUUUCCUGGAACAACGAAUGAGGAUUAUAACUUAAUAGUAAUUGAGAGAGGCAAUGUUCCAGGGGAACCUAUUGUGAAAGAAGAGGCCAUGGAAACUGGAAUCGCUAUCCCCAUCAUCGAACCUAGCGAAGAAAAGCCCAGCAUCAGUCGCCCAGAUGGCUUUACAGAGGCUUUGCAGCCUUCCAUCCGCCCAUCAAGUGUGGCCAGCGAUAGCGCGUCUUCUGACUUCCAAGGCUCUAACAGUGGUACUUUUUCGGAAGCUGGUGGUACCAAUUACUGUAAGGUCUGCCAGAAAGGAGGGGUUCUUCUGUCAUGCUCCCACUGCAAAACAUUCUUCCACAGAGACUGUCACCUUCCAUCUGUUGUGGAGAUUUCAAGUGGCGAGUGGAAAUGUAUCCUGUGCCAAGACAUUCCUAUGACAGAUCGAAGUGUGGAUGUCCUUCCAGUAGCAGAACAAGACCCCCGUAAACUAUCAUCAACUGACCAAAAGAAAUGUGAGCGCUUAUUGCUGGAGCUACUUUGCCAUGAACCCUGCCGUCCUUUCCACAGGCUAUCAUCUGGGGGGGGUAAUGACCCAGUAAUUGAUUUGACAGUGAUUCGCGCUAAGCUGCAGCAAAAAACAUCGCCUUCAUAUUCCACUCCUGAAGAUUUUGUUCGAGACGUAUGGUUGAUGUUCAGAAACGUCAGCAAGUUUGCAGAGGACAAAGCUGUGGUGCAAUCAAUCAUCGAACUUCAGUCUUUCUUUGAAGCAAGGCUAAAUCUACUUUUUGGUGACCGCAAGUUCUCAAGUCUCCUUGGGGAACCAGUAAGUGAAGACGAUCCACAAAGUAUCACUCAAAGAAGUUCCCCGAUGAGUACCACCAGUGAGAGCAUAUCGUCUGUCAAGAAUAUUGCGGACCAGGAUUAAUCGUGCAUGGCUGCAAACCUGUAGUUUAAUGACCGCAGACAUGCACGUGCCUUUCAUAUGAUGUCAUGUCUUUGCUAAUGACUGGAGAGUUUGAAAUGGAAGCGUGUGCUGUCUCCCUGUAGAUGAACAAUAUGUUGCCACUAAACAUGGACACUGUUGUAGGCAGUUGCAGCUGCUUGGGAGAGGGCAGUUCUUGUAAAAGUAGGCCUGGUUUAAAAAGGAAAAAAAAAACGUAGUUAAGGUCUUAUUUGUUGCGUUUCACAAUUUAAUGAGUCUCCUGUCCUCCCUUCAUUGGGAGUGAUGUUCUGCCCUCUAACCCUGGGUUACACUAUUGGAUUUUUCAGUCCUCCAACUUUUAAACAUUUCAUUAAAAAAAAAAAAGUGGACCCUUCCAAACAGGUGAAGUAUUUAUACUCUGGUUAGCCUUUGUACCACAUUCAAACUUUUCAUUUAGUGUAGUAUCUGCUUUGUACUGGAAACUGAUUCCUUUAAGUUGUCAGUGUUUCUCGGUUAGCUUAUCGUUAUAUCUUGGAUAUCAUGUUAAAUGUGUCAUGACCUCAUUAAAUGUGUUUUGUAAGAA
Messenger RNA from Spea bombifrons (plains spadefoot toad), 3141 nucleotides. Its product is annotated as transcription intermediary factor 1-beta-like. NCBI's taxonomy places the organism in Eukaryota, Metazoa, Chordata, Amphibia, Anura, Pelobatidae. Gene Ontology annotation, molecular function: protein binding; transcription corepressor activity; zinc ion binding. Bases 123 to 2561 code for a protein of 812 amino acids. The transcript has 17 exons. The record is from RefSeq and is a predicted model, not a curated record.